Nicrophorus vespilloides is the source of this 1707-nucleotide messenger RNA. RefSeq names its product probable cytochrome P450 305a1. The transcript has 8 exons. NCBI's taxonomy places the organism in Eukaryota, Metazoa, Arthropoda, Insecta, Coleoptera, Silphidae. The coding region runs from base 206 to 1684 and encodes 492 amino acids. Gene Ontology annotation, cellular component: intracellular membrane-bounded organelle; cytoplasm. Gene Ontology annotation, biological process: xenobiotic metabolic process. Gene Ontology annotation, molecular function: heme binding; iron ion binding; oxidoreductase activity, acting on paired donors, with incorporation or reduction of molecular oxygen, reduced flavin or flavoprotein as one donor, and incorporation of one atom of oxygen. The record is from RefSeq and is a predicted model, not a curated record.
UUGGCGCGUUUUGUUUAAUACAGUAUCGUUAGAUUUAGUAACGUGAUCUCUUUUGGAAGUGUUAAAUGUCGUUGAUCCAAGCGUUCUAAAUUAUUAAACGCUAGACCGUGGUGUAUACAACAUCAUACAAUUUGUGCGCCUUCAGUUUGACUACAUACAGUUUGCACACCGGUGUAUAUUGAGAAAUUUCAGUGCACGCGAGAUCAUGUCUCUCCUCGUGGUCGCAACGCUCCUGUUGCUACUCAUUUAUUUUUUUAAAUGUAUCAAGAAGCCCUACAAAUAUCCACCAGGUCCCGCUUUCAUGCCGUUCGUUGGAAAUAUGCCGCAGUUGAAGAAGUUAUCAAAAAAAUUAGGCGGUCUUCAUUUAGCUAUGUCAGAGCUUGCAAAAGAACACAAAACGAAUGUUCUAGGUUUGAAAUUUGGAAGCGACUAUAUGGUUAUAGUGUUUUCCUAUCCUUUAAUUCGCCAAGUGUUGAGAGCUGAAGAGUACGAAUCCCGACCGGAUUCUUUCUUCGUUCGUCUGCGUUCGAUGGGCACCAAAAAGGGAGUUACCUGUACCGACGGCGAAUUCUGGAACAUUCAACGCAACUUCGUCGUGAGGCACCUGCGGAAUUUAGGCUUCGGCAGGAGCUCGAUGGAUGUAAUGAUUCUCGACGAACUCCAAGAGAUGUUGGGCAUCUUGGGGCAACCCACAAACGGCGAAGGUUUUUUCAUGCCUCGCAUUUUUUCGCCGGCAGUCAUCAACAUCCUCUGGGCUUUAACCGCCGGGAAUCGUAUAUCCCGCAAGGAUGCACGGUUACAGAAGCUUUUAGACCUCUUCAACCGCAGAUCCAAGCUGUUCGAUUUGUCCGGCGGUUUAUUGACGCAGUUCCCUUUGCUUAGAUUCAUUGCGCCUGAAAUGACCGGAUACAAUUUGAUUGUUGAAUUCAACAAAGAGUUGAAAGAGUUCUUUAUGGAGACGAUAAAUGCUCACAAAGAAAACUGGGUCGAGGACAAAGAAGACGACCUCAUUUACGCUUUCAUCAGUGAAAUGAGGAAAGAAAAUUGCGACCCUUCAUUUACAGAUGAUCAGUUGGUGAUGAUUUGUUUAGAUAUUUUCGUGGCAGGCGCUGAAACUACGAGUAAUACUCUAUCUUUUGCAAUAUUGAUGAUGAUUCUACAUCCGCAAAUUCAGGAUAAAGUUCAUACUUGCUUAGAUUCAGUUUUCUCUAACAAAAAGGUUCCCAGAUACUUUGAACGCAACAUGGUGCCUUAUGUGGAAGCGGUGCUUCUUGAAGUGGAAAGAUUUUGUUACGUCGUGCCGCUCACCGGACCUCGCCGAGUUUUGACUGAUACAGUUAUCGAUGGAUACAAUAUACCAAAGAAUGCAACUGUACUACUCAAUAACCAUUCCGUACAUCACGAUCCAAACAUAUGGGGGGAUCCAGAAAAUUUCAGACCGGAGCGAUUCUUGGAUGAUAAAGGACAAAUACUCAACAACGAGCAUUUGAUCCCAUUCAACUUUGGUAAAAGAAGGUGCCUGGGCGAGGUUCUAGCACGCAGCUGCAUCUUCACGUUCUUUGCAGGAAUAAUGAAUGUCUACAGAGUGAGUCUUCACGAGAACAGCCCUGAACCAUCGAGCGUCCCAUUGCCCGGAAUCACGUUAAGCCCCAAACCUUACAGGGCUCACUUCACAAAAAGAUAAUACACUUAAUUGUAUCAAUUAAA